Molecule: messenger RNA, 1231 nt
Organism: Anopheles stephensi (Asian malaria mosquito)
Lineage: Eukaryota; Metazoa; Arthropoda; Insecta; Diptera; Culicidae
Product: synaptobrevin-like
Exons: 4
Coding region: 143-514 (123 amino acids)
Biological process (GO): vesicle fusion; vesicle-mediated transport
Cellular component (GO): plasma membrane; SNARE complex
Molecular function (GO): syntaxin binding; SNAP receptor activity
Source: RefSeq, a predicted model, not a curated record
UCCAACCGCUUUUCUAUUGCUUUUGAUAGGGUGUGCGCGUGUGUGAGCUCAUCAUCUUGUUUUUCUGUGUUUCGUGAACUUGUGGAUUAACUUUUCUCUUCGUAAUACAAGACCCCCAUCCAGCGGACACAACACACCAAACAUGUCGAAUCCGGAAGCAGGAAACUCGAAUGGUUUUCCUAAAUUACCGCCUCCACCAACGGACAGUACGCAACCAUCUGGGGCGAACGGAGCGAACAAUGCCACCAACAAUCGAUUGAAGCAAACGCAGGCCCAGGUUGACGAGGUGGUCGGCAUCAUGCGCGUGAACGUGGAGAAAGUGUUAGAACGUGACCAAAAACUUUCCGAACUGGAUCAGCGGGCCGACGCGCUACAGCAUGGCGCAUCGCAAUUCGAGCAGCAAGCCGGCAAACUCAAGAGAAAACAAUGGUGGGCCAACAUGAAGAUGAUGAUCAUCAUGGGCGUGAUUGGCGUGGUGCUGCUAAUAAUUAUCAUCCUGUCCAUAAUUUAUUAAUACACUCGACAUAUUUGCAUUAUUAUACAUACUCAACUAAUCGUUCUUAAAUCACACAUUGUGUAAGCAUUUGUUCCAAACUGGGCACGAUCAUCGCGUGCAAUUAUCAUAGUUAAAAAGGGGAACAAUUCCAAUCACGUUCGUACAUAUAUCUAUUCAACGGUGUGAUUCUGUUAGCUCUUCCGAUGUUGUAACGUUUAGUGUAUUGCUGAAGAGUGAGUGGUGAAUACUGUUUAUUUUUUCUGCUAUUAUCAUUAUCCUGUUCACAUUUCAAAUGUAUAUCUAAUGUUACAUUUUAUAUUCCCGGGGUGGCGUCCUUGUACUGCGCAAUUAUUGGUCCCCCGUUUAAAGCGAGUAAUAUCGAUCCUAGAUAAAUAUAUCAAAUUAUAGUAUACUUCUGUGUUCGGCAGUAUGCACAAAAACACAUCACCACCCUACACAUGCAAGUGUAACUUUUACUCUGCGAAGAGAAUGAUAGCUAAAACACAAAAUUUGAACAAAUAGAUAGUAAUAGUUCAGAUGACAAUCGUACAUCGCGGUUUAAAUGUAUUUCCAAACAGUUUUGUGCUCGUUCUAGGGGUUUCGCUAUUGCUUCACAUUAUUAUGAUUUAUUUGUUUGGUUUUGUUUUUCUUGGGCAUUUGAACAGGGAAUUGCCACGUAAGGGGGGGUUUUCAAUAGCAUUUUUAAUAAAUUUAUGUUGACCAAUGUACGCACAA